This is a messenger RNA of Pseudoliparis swirei, 2278 nucleotides long. RefSeq names its product zinc finger DHHC-type containing 1 (gene zdhhc1). The record is from RefSeq and is a predicted model, not a curated record. Gene Ontology annotation, biological process: protein targeting to membrane; peptidyl-L-cysteine S-palmitoylation. Gene Ontology annotation, molecular function: protein-cysteine S-palmitoyltransferase activity. Lineage: Eukaryota; Metazoa; Chordata; Actinopteri; Perciformes; Liparidae. The coding region runs from base 464 to 2056 and encodes 530 amino acids. The transcript is spliced from 9 exons. Gene Ontology annotation, cellular component: endoplasmic reticulum; Golgi apparatus.
CGUACAGCUCAUGAGCAGGCCGCAGCUAUGCUAACAGGCUAACCAGCUCGUGAGCUUCGGUGUAACGGCUACAUCUGUAAAGUGAUCUCCUGCGCGGGGAACGUGUCCUCCAGAGGCGCGGCGGCGACCGACCGGAGACCGACCGGAGACGGCCCUGUGAGCCACGGGACGUGUAUUUAGAGGCUCGGUGUUAGCUCGGUGUUAGCUCGGUGCUAGCUCGGUGCUAGCUCGGUGCUAGUUCAGAUGACGUCACUGAGCAGGGAGCUAAUUACCGGAAGUAACCCGGUCCUCUCCAUCAGCGGCCUGGUCCGGACUCUGGGACGGGAUGCAUCGGACCGGAGGGCCCGUAGCGGACCGUAGCGGACCGGAGAACCCGUAGCGGACCCGGAGGGGCCUGUUACACCUGUACACAGUGUGGUUCUGAGUGUGUGGUUCUGUGUGUGGUUCUGUGUGUGCGUGCAGGAUGGACGUGUGCAGUGGGAACCCGAACCGCACGGCGCCGGUGGGAGCCGACGCCCCCCUGAGCUCCCGGACCAAUGGGUGGAGCUGGCCCCCCCACCCCUUCCAGCUGCUGGCCUGGCUGCUCUUCGUCUACUUCGCCGUCACCGGCUUCGGCGUGUUGGUGCCGCUGCUGCCGGCCCAUUGGAUCCCCGCCGGGUACAUCUGCACAGGGCUGAUGUUCUGCUGCCACCUGUGUGUUCACCUGCUGGCCGUCAGCGUGGACCCGGCCGACCUCAGCGUCAGAACCAGGAGCCUCCGAGGCCCCGCCCCCCCGUUCGACCGCUCCGAGCACGCCCACGUCAUCGAGAACUGCCACUGCUACCUGUGCCAGGUGGACGUGGGUCCUAAGUCUAAGCACUGCAGCUCCUGUAAUAAAUGUGUUUCUAACUUCGACCAUCACUGUCGCUGGCUGAACAACUGUGUGGGGAGCCGCAACUACAGGCUGUUCCUGCACAGCGUGGUCUCGGCUCUGUUGGGGGUCUCUCUGGUUCUGGUCGUGGCCUCCUACGUCUUCAUUGAGUUUUUUCUGGACCCGUCCAAACUCCGCUCUGACAAACACUUCCUGGGGAGCAACGAGUCGGCGCUGUGGUUCGUGUUCCUGCCCGUGGCGCCCGUCCCCUCCUCGGCGGCGGUGAUCCCCGGCGUGGCGGCCGUCACCGUCGCUCUGGCUCUGCUGUCCUCGGUGCUGCUGAGCCACCUGCUGGGCUUCCACCUGUACCUGAGUAAGAGGGGGGGGGUCCCGCUGCAGAGCUGGGUCCUCACUGUGUGUGUGUCUCAGUGUGGAACAGGCUCAGUACCUUUGAGUACAUUGUGCGUCAGCGUCACCGUCAGGACGGCAGAGACGCCAGGAAACCAGGACCAGGACCCGCGAAGGAGCCGGGAGCCCCCCCGUCGGCCCUCCUCCUCCAGGUUCCUGUCUAACAGCAGAGUGAGGACCGUGUCCAGUCCUGUCAUGGAGGAAGAAGCUCCGCCCACAACGUCUCCUGAGCUGAAAGCAAUAGAACACACACACCGCCGCACACAGAAAAGGAAGAAGAAGGUCCGUAAAGUUCCAGUCGAGGUCGCCAGAGGGCGCUGCCCGGGGUCAGCCCCCCCCCCCGCAUUCCCUCUGAGGGCCUCCCUGCCCCCCCCGGCUCCGCCCCCGGCUCCGCCCCCGGUCCAGGCCGCCGCCCCUCCGGCUGAGUACCACUCUGACUCUGCAGAGUCUCUGGAGGAGAUCCCCGUGGCGCUGGCCGAGCUGGGCUCCUCGUCUUCACGCAGGGGGGGCCCCUCCCCCCAGCCCAGGACUAAGAGGAAGGCCGCCUCCUCCCGCCCAAAUAAGGGCGUCUCUGAGCUGCGCUUUGAGAUGGCGUCCGCCCGGCCGCCCGUGGUCUUCGUCAGCCGGGCGAGCGGAGAGGCCGGCGAGCCCCGGGAGGAAGACCCGGGUCUGGGCCGGAGGCCGACCGGCUCCAGACCCGGCUCUAGACCCGGCUCCGGACCCGGCUCCAGACCCGGGGCCGGACCGGCGGCUCAGGCGCCGCCGGGCUCGGGCGCCGCGUCCUGGGUGGAGCUGUGAGGACAACGUGUCAACAAGCUUUGUUUACUCCUGAAGACGUUUUUGUAUCUCUGGUAUUUAUUGUUGUUGCUGCAGAGGAAGCCGGAGCCCCGGUGACAUCACUUCCUGUCCGGCAGCAGCACGGCGCUCAGCGUUGUCAUGGUGACCUGUUGUCAUGGUGACCUCUCCGUGUGUCUCCACCUCGCCUGAUGUUUGAUUCUUCAAAUAAAAGACUUCCUCACA